Danio rerio (zebrafish) is the source of this 1533-nucleotide messenger RNA. NCBI's taxonomy places the organism in Eukaryota, Metazoa, Chordata, Actinopteri, Cypriniformes, Danionidae. The record is from RefSeq and is a predicted model, not a curated record.
GAAAUUUGAAUUCCCUCAUAUUUUAUGCUAAACCUAAUUCAAAUGCAAGAAUUGAUAUGGCAUUUUAUAUAUAUAUGUGUGUAUUUUCCUUCAUUAAUGUCUCUUUGAUUUCUGUUGCAAUACCACUAAAGUUGUUUACUAGGAAGUCAGACCUUCUGAAAGGAGUGGUUAGGAGGAGCGUGCAAAAGGAGGGCAGAUUAGAUGUGUGUAUGCAUGUGUACGUAACUCUGCUAAAAGAAGAUCUAGAAAAAUAAAACUACAAGUCGAAGACACAGCAAGGACAUGGAUGAAGAGUCUGUGACAGACACCGAGUCUGAAUCAGCAUCUCAAUGGGAUCCAAAGAGUAGCACUGAAUCUGAGAGCUGGAGUGAGGGCAGCAGAGAAAACAGAAGUAAAAAAAGAAAGAAAACAAGAAAACAAACCUCGUUCACCAAGUUUUCAAGACAAUCAAUUGAAAAGAAACGUGAACUUGAUGUCACAUGUGGGGAUAAAGAAGGCAUCCUGAAUCUGGAGAAGUAUAAUAAUGACAUUCAGGAGUGUAUCUUCAGUGAAGGCCGGUGGUUUACGCCGAGCGGCUUUGAGAAGUUUGGAGGAAGGGAAAGAAGCAAGAAGUGGAAAAACAGCAUCCGAUGUGAUGGCCUUCCAAUCCAAGAGCUUUUGGAUAUGAUGCAGACAUAUGGAGACAGUGCAAGCACUGUGCAGAAUGAAACUAUGACCUCUGAAUUAUUAAACUCUUUAAAAGAUUUCCCAGAGUCAUGGAAAAGCUUGUUUUCCAAAACUCUAAAAGUACAUGUGUGUAGAAAUGAAGGGGAAAUACUCCGGAAGCAAACAACCCAGACAGCACAUACAGACAGUUCUUCAGAUGAGUCUGUAUCUGUUGCUGAAAGAGUUAAAACGAGCAGGAGAGAUUUUGUGAUUUCAACUGAAACUGUCAGCAAAAUGGUGGAAUCUUCUAGCAAUGAUGAAGCACAUACAGACAGUUCUUCAGAUGAGUCUGUAUCUGUUGCUGAAAGAGUUAAAACGAACAGGAGAGAUUUUACGAUUUCAACUGAAAAUGUCAGCAAAAUGAUCACUCAACAGGUGGAAUCUACUCACAAUGAUAAAGAUUCUCCUGCACACCCCAAUGAUGCUUCAGAGCCUGCAGGAUAUUCGGUCAUAGAGGAGGCAGUUCAACCUACAGAAGAAGUAGCUCUGCUCGGCUUCAGUUCUCCUCAUGCUCAAUGGCAGAACCCUGUUGAACCAGAAGACACUCAGGAAAUAGGCCAAAUGCAGUUAUUUGAAUUUCUGGCUAAACAGUUUAAUACUGUUAACGACACCUUAAAAUCAAUCGAUGCAACUUUAAAGAAGCUGGUAGAAAAGCAGUUACAUGACUCUCUGCCACAUUAUAACCAGGAGCACCUCACAUGUCAUAAAAAUUGAAGCUCUGGGUCCUUUGAUCGCCCUCUAGUGGUUCAAUGCAAUACAGAUAUCAAACCACACCCCUUUAUGUAAACUAAUGGAAGUUCAAACAAACAAAAAUAAUUGAAAGUUCAA